AUGGCACCAGAGCGUAAAGUGACCGUUCAGCAGUCGGACUCCAACCUGAUCGACCAGGAGUUCAGCUCGAUUAGAGCCCGCUUCGACGAGGAGAUGCGCAAGAUGGAGGACGAGAUGAAUCGCUUCCGCGGACAGCUGGCCGACCGAGAGCGCACCUUCUUCGGGCCCAGUCUGACCAGUUCGAGCACCUCUGAGAAGCACUCCUCCCUCGGACGCAGCAGCAGUCCUAUUGGCGGCAGUGGCCAACUGACCCACUGGCUCGAUGACAUCAACUCACCACUGGUGCAGGAUGGCGACGACGGAAAGGUGCUCAAGUUACGCUUCGACGUCACCUCCUAUGCUCCUGAAGAAAUCGUCGUCAAAACUAUUGACAACCGACUGCAGGUGCACGCAAAGCACGAAGAAAAGGGCGAUAACCGAUCUGUUUACCGAGAGUACAACCGCGAGUUUCUCCUGCCGAAGGGUACCAAUCCUGAGAUGAUUCGCUCCAGCCUGUCAAAGGACGGUGUACUGACGGUGGAGGCACCGCUGCCGGCACUUGAACACCGAGACGGUGAUCGUCGAAUUCCCAUUCAACACAAGUAA
This is a messenger RNA of Rhagoletis zephyria (snowberry fruit fly), 585 nucleotides long. The record is from RefSeq and is a predicted model, not a curated record. Lineage: Eukaryota; Metazoa; Arthropoda; Insecta; Diptera; Tephritidae.